AAGAUGGAAAGUCAUAAUGAUCGAAACGACUAGUGUACAUCUUAUAAUUUACAACUUUGUGUAGUUACACAAUCUUAAUUAUUCGUUAUCUACAGGUGCCUUUUGAAACUUUGGUUUUAAAAGAGUUGUGUACGUGUUGUAUGUGAUACUUUUGCCUAUGCUUUUCGCACUUCAACGAUAUAAAUUGUUGGAAAUGUUUAGAUUAACAGUGCUAAACGCAAACUCUUAAUAUCGAACUAGGCUUUUUGUAUUCACACCAAACACAUUUGUAUGCACAAUGCACGAAGGGCUUUUUCAUUCGCAGCUAUUCCUUACUGUACUUUCAGUGGGUCUCUUGAGACCUAGAAUCUUAUGAAAUGGUCAACUGCAUAAUAAAUAAUUUACUUAAAUUUGUGCUUCAAGUUAUUUCCUGAACCUCAUUGUUUCGAGACUUCGACGACUCAUCACGUUUGCCUUUGGUUUACUUCUGCUACAGAAUAUAUUUUCCGUGUUUUCCGAGAUUAUUUUCGUCUACCUAACUCGUUAUUCGGGCAGUGCUUUCUGAAUAUCAGUGCAAAGACAAGUAUCUGAGUGUCAUGUAAUAGUCCUCGGUAUUUUUGUAAUUCACCAAACUCUCUUACUGAAGGAAUCGUGUUUCUCGGUAGUUCUCCAAAAGUGCGGUACUAUUUCGUACUUUUCCAGACAGGUGUGUGGCAAAAACGCAUGAAACGUUUAAUUUGGGUACGGUUUAGUAGUACUUAAAUGCAUCUGGCGGGAUAUGUUACAAUGACCUAGAGCUCAGCUUUUAGUGUCUUUUUACUAUAGCCAAGUUAUAACUUUUCGGUCUAAAAGAACAGCGAAUCUUUAUGUAGAGACGUUCCUCAAAAUAAUGUGACCCAACAGAAUAAUAAAUUCGUUGGGAAGAGUCUCUUUGCUGAAUAUUGUGUUCUUAAUGUUACAAUGCGAAUUAUUAAAUUACUAACAAAAACAGUUUUUAUUGGUGAAGUCACAUUUACGAUGGUUGUCAGGCCUAGGUGUACAUUUUAGUUAUCCAUAUCGAAGUUUUCCAUUUAACCUAGUCUCUCAAAUGUAAAAUGUUUUCUUUUUAAUGUGCAGUCUCACAGUCCCUAAUAGCUUCUCAGUUAGCUGAGGAUUUCUUUUAUUCAACAGGCAUAAGUAUAACCAUGUUGUUAGUACUUUCUACUGCCUUGAACUGAUUUAAUGGCACAUUUUCUCUCAGGGAAUAUAGCGUCGCUACACUGUUCUCAGUCACCAUCGUGAAUAGAGAAUUUAUUUGUCAUUGGUAACAGAAAUCACUGAGUUGGAUCUCCUAAAAGACUGAAUGCUUUUGUUGUGAUAGUUUGCAAGCAGGGAAGGGGUGGUGCUUAGUGUUGUAGAAGUGCUUACUAGAACGUAGAUUCACACUAAUUCCAUCACUACCUAGCGUUAUAUCUUUCUUACAUCUUUUCCUGGUAGAGUUUGGUAAAUACCACGUCAUCUUUUUUCACUUAAACUUAAGUUGCUACCAUGUAACACAAUCUUGGAGUGGAUAGAUUUGGAACGGCACAUCACUUUUAUGUCAACAACUAUGACAUGUGGGACUAGUAAAAUAAGUCUUGCAGUUGUGCUUACUCAACAAAGUACACUUUAACCCUCAGUAGGUUAUACCUGUUGUUUUCAAUUUUUCCUGAUUUAAUUUUACCAAAACCUCGCUUAACUCUACUUAUAACCUUUUAAAAAAAACACAAUACCAUUUUAGAGACCAAUACAAACACUUCACACUUUGCAUCUAUAAAUCUUCCAUAAUUCUUGAAUUAUGCUUCGAAGGCUGGAAUUAGCACCACCAUCUAUAUUUUGGAAAAAUAUUGUGGAGAAUUCUCACUUCAUCUUACAGGAACACGGACGCGGGAAAAUCUUUAGAAGUGAUCAUCUGUAUAGAAUAGUUCUAAAGGCACCAAAUGGUUCAAUUUAUGAGGUUGCUAUAUCUCAUAAUAAAAACGAAAUUGAAUUCUGUUGGAGAGAAAUAAGUCUAAUUUAUAGUAGCGUUGAAGGAAUCGACAACGAGACCGCGUUUCAUCAUUUGUUUCACAAGUUAGAGAGGAAAGCUUUUCAUUUUUGGGAAAUGGAAGAUAAAAGUGGCAAUAUUACAAAUGAAAAACUCCGGCAAAUAUUCAACUUUCCUUUCAAAGAAAGAGAAGUUAACCACUACUUUUGCUUCUUUAUCAGCGGAAAAGAAUCACGUCCUGGAUGGAUGUACUUGACGAUGAAUUAUCUAUGCUUUUAUCCUAAUAUAUAUGGAAAUAAGAUAUGUAUACCAUGGAUACACAUUAUUUCUGUUUUUCAGUCAUGGUUGCGUAUACCAAAAAGCAUUUGUGUGCGCACACGUAACAGUGUGUAUCAUUUUGUAAUCCCUGCGGGUUCAGACGAAGCAUUUCAUAUGAUCUUACAUUUGGCCAAUUAUGGUGUCAGGCAGCUGCUAGUGGAUGACUGUUAUACAAGUUGGUCACACUUUGAUUUAAACUUAAAGACCCUACUUACUCAGGACUCAUCAAAUCUAUGGGAGAAAUUAGAUGUUCUGAUAUGUAGUCAACAUUAUCAAAAUUUAUUUCAUUUACCUGCUUAUGAAAUAUUAGAUAUUUCUGUUGACUGUAAAUUACACAAUCCAGACAAUAAUGAACCUUUGUCUGGAAAGUUAUUUAUAUCUGCUCAAUUUAUCUGUUACAAUUCACUGACAGAAGAUACCAAAAUUAUUCUCCCUGUGCAUGAAGUAGUAUCAGCUGAAGCUUUUCCACAGAAUAAUUCACCUGCUACUGGAGGUGUUCUCAUUAUAACCAUUGAUAAGGUGGUGUACAUAUUUACUGAUAUGGUUGUUUACGAAGAAAUUCUUCAGAAAAUUGGCUCUAAUCUGGAAGCAUCAAAGGGAACUAGAUCUGAUGUCUCGGGUGUUAUUAUCGACUCUUUACCAGAUUCAUUCAACACUUCAGUAGACAUUUCACAGCCCUAUGCUGAUGCUAGUAGCAAUCCUGUUCAGUCUAAAUUAUCAAAUGUUUCUGGAUGCUUUGCCAGUCGUUAUUCACAUGGGAAUCGUUUAGGUUCAGUGGAUCCAGAUGCUGAAAGUAAGAGACUUGAUAACUGGAAGGCAUACUUCGAAGAAUAUGGUUCUGGUGUAUCAAUGCGAAGAAAUGAACGUCUCAAGGAGCUUGUUUUAUGCGGAUUACCUGAAGAGAAACGUGGACGUUUAUGGAUGAUUUUAAGUGGAGCAGAAAGUGAGAUGUAUGCCAAUCCAGGUUAUUAUGAUAAGUUAAUUAAAGGUAUUCAAGGCUGUAAUAAUUUUGUAAGUGAAGAAAUUGAACGAGAUCUGUAUCGGUCGUUCCCAGAGCAUCCUGCUUAUCAUACUCCGGAAGGUAUUGAAUCACUUCGGCGAGUGCUAACAGCCUAUGCUUAUCGUAAUCCUAGUGUAGGCUACUGUCAAUCAAUGAAUAUAGUAGCCAGUGUUCUAUUACUCUAUAGUACAGAAGAAGAAUCCUUUUGGUUGCUGACAGCAAUUUGUGAACGCCUGCUACCUGAUUAUUAUGAUAGUCGUGUAGCUGGUGUACGUGUUGAUCAACAAGUAUUUCAUGAUUUGGUUGUUGAAUAUAUCCCAGAAUUAAAGCCGAUUUUACAUACAUCCACACAAGACAGCAUGAAGUAUGAUUCAGGAAGACUGAAAAAUACUUCAACUUCAACUCCUGAGCAUGGUUAUUCUUCGUCUUCUUCUGCUUUAUAUGACGGUGUUGGUGGAUCAUCAGGAACAGGAUUUAGUCCACCUAUGAUUCGAUCUUUAGGUUCAGAACUAAUUAGUAUGCUACCUUUAAGCUGGUUUUUAACCUUAUUUCUCAAUACUAUGCCUUUCAAGUGUGCUGUAUACGUGUUGGAUUUUUUCUUCUACGGUGGUGCUCGGGCCAUUUUUCAAAUUGCCUUAGAAGUACUACGUCAGCAUACAUCAAUUAUAAUGAAAGCUGUUGGAAGUGAUGAUGAUAGUUGUGUAUUAACUCAUCUCACAACUUAUUUUGAACAAUUACGUCAUCAAGAUAAUACAAAUGAGAAGAAUGCACCUACUACUACAUCAUCGACAUCUUCAUUAAAUAUUAUUGAUAAAAAUGAUCAAAAUAAUAAUAACAAUAAUAAUAAUAGACAAAAAUAUUCAACGACAACAACAACAACAACAAAUUCGUCUAAUCCUACUCUUAUGUCAUCGUUGUAUGAACCUAUACAUAAAUUGUUAGCAUCAGCUGAUCGUAAUUUUAAUAUAUCUAAUGAAUUAAUUGAUAGAAUGCGUUUACAAUGUCGACCUAAAGUAAUUCAAUCACUUAGUGAUUAUACUUCAAAAGAAGUUAUGCGUAGUAUGGAACGUGAACCUCCAGGAGAUUUAAUACCAUUGUUUGAGUGUUACAGAGAUCAUUAUAUUCUUUCAAGAUAUGAAAGAAUGCAUCAAACAGCACCAGCAAUUACACACAAUGAUACAAAUAAUCCUAAUCGUCCAGCCUAUGAUGUUCAUCGUAUUGAUGCACAUCAGUUUAGCAGUUUAUUUCGUGGAUUAGUUCCAUGGGGUACUGUUGCACCACACUUGUGCUUUCCAUGUUUUCGUCUACUCGAUGAAGAUGAAGAUAACUUAAUCAACUUUAAGAGUUUUGUCUGGUUAAUGCGAUGUAUAUGCGGUCAUGAUAUAAACACAAAACUACGCCUGUUAUUCUUAUUACAUCGUCCACCGUAUUGGCUACAAUCUGACAAUAAAUUAAAUGAUUGCAAAUGGAAUUUCAUCCUAUCAACACCAUCAUUUUCACCUAGUCAUAAUAUUCCAUCAACUGAACAAAAUGAUGAAAAGGAUAGUGUGAAUUCGCAUUCAUGUGAUACAAGCACUACUAGUAGUUAUCAAAUCUAUUCGAAAUCUGAUUUUGAUACAGUUGAAAUCGGGACAGAUUUAAUUGCUGAAGAAUAUGAUCAACAGUCAGUUGAGAAUCAGAAUGAAAAUAUUGGUGGUAGUAGUAGUUGUAGUAGUAUUAGCUACAGUAAUACAAUUACUAAAGAAAAUAAUUCCUCUGAACCUCCUCUAACAUCUUCAUGUAAACAAGAAAAAUCGAAUGAAAUUCAUUCGACAAUUGCUGAUCCACUAGGAUUUAUUAGUAAUAAAUAUAGUUCAAGAGAUUUAAGUGAACAUUUGUCACUAAAUUAUAAUCAAUUUCAAUGUUUAAUUGAGAGUAUACGAUCAAUUGUAGAAAGUGAAGAAGAAGGGAAUAAAGAAGAAGUGCUAGAAUCUGUAAAUUGUCUAUUUUUAGAAUUAUUUACACAAGAAUUACAAAAUAUUGAACGAUCCAAUCAUAAUGAUGGUUAUAAUAAUAAUAACAAUAAUAAUAAUAGUACAGAUAUCACAAACCAAUGUAAUGAUCGACGUCCUAGUGUUGAAACUAUGAUUGAAUCUUAUUGGCGACUAAGAUUAUAUGAUUUUCAAAAAGCUUUUUGGAAACAAGUAUUAUUACGUAAUUAUUUUUGUAAAGAAUUAUCUAUUGAAGAACAAUGCUUAAAAUUUCGUGAAUGGCUUUAUUGUUGUCCAUAA
This is a messenger RNA of Trichobilharzia szidati, 5572 nucleotides long. The record is from the annotation of a GenBank genome assembly. Lineage: Eukaryota; Metazoa; Platyhelminthes; Trematoda; Strigeidida; Schistosomatidae.